This is a messenger RNA of Loxodonta africana (African savanna elephant), 1614 nucleotides long. RefSeq names its product olfactory receptor 1A1-like. The transcript has a single exon. Lineage: Eukaryota; Metazoa; Chordata; Mammalia; Proboscidea; Elephantidae. Gene Ontology annotation, cellular component: plasma membrane. The record is from RefSeq and is a predicted model, not a curated record. Gene Ontology annotation, biological process: G protein-coupled receptor signaling pathway. Gene Ontology annotation, molecular function: olfactory receptor activity; G protein-coupled receptor activity. Bases 279 to 1208 code for a protein of 309 amino acids.
UGUUUUGGUGGUGCUGCUGCUGGGUUGGUGAGGAUAGGCAUCCCUGACUCACAGACUGCUCACUUCUUAGAAGGGAGUGUCCAGGGGUGACAAACAAUUCGUCCCACUGACCAAGAGUGAUUUUUUUCACCCAAAAUAUGGACUCUUUAUUGAUUUAGUAAACCCAGGUACAAAGAGAGUUGAGCUCUGAAGUCAAAAGUUGUGCAUAAGGAAGAUCAUUAUACAGAGUCAUUUCACUAAUAAUUCUGAAUUCUUCUCCUUUUCAUGCUGAAGGAGUCAUGAGGGAAGACAAUCAGUCCUCUACCCUGAAUUUCAUUCUCCUGGGAAUUACCAGUCAACAGGAGCAGGAAUGUGUUGUCUUCAUUCUCUUCCUAUUUAUUUAUCCCAUCACACUGCUUGGAAAUUUGCUCAUCAUCUUGACCAUUCUUUCCGACGUUCAUCUUCACAACCCCAUGUACUUUUUCCUUGCCAACCUCUCCUUUGUUGAUAUCCUUUUCUCGUCUGUAACCAUCCCUAAGAUGCUGGCAAACCACCUUGUGGGCAGCAAAGCCAUCUCCUUUGGAGGAUGCUUAACACAGAUGUAUUUCAUGAUUGCUUUGGGUAACACAGAUAGCUAUAUCUUGGCUGCGAUGGCAUAUGAUCGUGCUGUAGCCAUCAGCCGACCUCUCCAUUAUACAACAAUUAUGAGCCCGAAGUUUUGCAUCCUGCUUGUUGCUGUGUCUUGGGUGAUUGCAAAUGCCAAUGCCCUCCCCCACACUCUGCUCACAGCUAGUCUGUCCUUCCGUGGGAACCAGGAAGUGGCCAACUUCUACUGUGACAUUACACCUUUGCUCAAAUUGUCCUGUUCAGAUACCCACUUGAAUGUAAAAAUGAUGUACCUAGGAGUUGGUGUUUUCUGUGUGCCAUUAAUAUGCAUUACCAUCUCCUAUAUCCGGGUCUUCUCCACUGUCCUACAGGUUCCAUCCACCAAGGGUGUGCUCAAAGCUUUCUCCACCUGUGGCUCCCACCUCACAGUUGUUUCUUUGUACUAUGGGACAGUGAUGGGCACGUAUUUCCGUCCUCUGACCAGCUACAGUCUGAAGGAUGCAGUGAUAACUGUGAUGUACGUGGCAGUGACCCCAAUGUUAAAUCCUUUCAUCUACAGUCUGAGAAACCGGGACAUGAAGGGUGCCUUAGGGAAACUCUUCAGCAAGAAAAUUUCCUCAUAACCAGUAUGAGAUCAUAGAUUGAGGAGGGCAGUCACCAUUAGGCAUGCACAUAAGAGUCCAGCCCCAAUGUCAUCCCCCUUUAAGAAGCCAUCGUUGAUCUUUCCAGCCAGAAAUUCUUCUCAGCAAUCUUAUUACAAUAUCAUGAGACAUCUCAUUGAAAUUAUCACUUUAUUUGCAUUAUUGCUCCUUUUGGCAGAAUGGCAGCUCAAGAUUGUUAAGUUCAUGUCCCAGUUAUGCUACUGACUAGCAGAGUAAAGUUGAGAAAGUCGGAGCUUUGGCUGCAACAUCUACAUAUGUGCCUGUCACAGGUUUGAGAGAAUCACAUAAGCUCAUGCUUUGAAGGAUAUAAAUUAUUACUGAAAUGUCAAUUCUUACUGCACUAUUAUGUUUAAUCACCCCUACUAUG